GGUCACAAGUAAAACCUACACCACCAUCAUCGCCUUACUAUCGACGGCGAAGAAGCAGAUAAAGCUUUUCUUUCCCACCAUCAACCUCUCUUCCAAUGGCAGCCUCUGCAACCUCUCUUCCAUCUUCCCUCUCGCUGGCCCUUCUCCUCCUGCUCCUAAUAAGCAUGGUCUCCUCGUCGCGAGCGAGCGAGGUCGUCGUGGGGGGAGCCGCCAACGGCGGCGGGUGGAGGAUCCCCUCCUCGGAGACGGCCUACACCCUCAACGCCUGGGCCGAGAGCUCCCGCUUCCAGAUAGGCGACGCCCUCGUCUUCAAGUACGACGCCGCCCAGGACUCCGUCCUCCAGGUCACCAGGGCCGACUACCUGAGCUGCAGCGCCUCCAGCCCCGUGGCGCAGUACGUCAAUAAGGGCGGCGAGGCCAAGGUGGAGCUGGAGAGGUCGGGCCCCUACUACUUCAUCAGCGGGGCCCCGGGUCACUGCGAGAAGGGCCAGAAGUUGAUCGUCCUCGUGUUGUCGCCCAGGAAUGCCUACGCCAGGGUGAGCUCUCCGGCUCCCGCUCCUGCUCCGGCGGAGCACGAGGGGCCGGCAGUGGCUCCGACCAGUGGGGCUGCGAGACUGGGCCUCGAGAAGGGUUUGGGCUUGGCGGCGGGCUCGAUGUUGGCGGUCUUCGGCUUGGGCUUGUUUUGAGUUGAAGAUACAGGAUUUCCGAUUUGUGUGGGGGAUGGGAUGGAAUUGUGAUGUUCCCUUCUCGAUUUGUUUACCAUGAUUCGUUCAUUCUUUGGAAUUUUGCAGGCUAUCGAAUUUAACAUGUAUUACUGUUGGCUUGA
Molecule: messenger RNA, 826 nt
Organism: Syzygium oleosum
Lineage: Eukaryota; Viridiplantae; Streptophyta; Magnoliopsida; Myrtales; Myrtaceae
Product: early nodulin-like protein 14
Exons: 1
Coding region: 96-686 (196 amino acids)
Cellular component (GO): plasma membrane
Molecular function (GO): electron transfer activity
Source: RefSeq, a predicted model, not a curated record